This is a messenger RNA of Talaromyces stipitatus ATCC 10500, 1857 nucleotides long. Its product is annotated as cytochrome P450, putative. The record is from RefSeq and is a predicted model, not a curated record. Gene Ontology annotation, molecular function: heme binding; iron ion binding; oxidoreductase activity, acting on paired donors, with incorporation or reduction of molecular oxygen. Lineage: Eukaryota; Fungi; Ascomycota; Eurotiomycetes; Eurotiales; Trichocomaceae. The coding region runs from base 111 to 1646 and encodes 511 amino acids. The transcript is spliced from 6 exons.
AAUAUCUAUACAGUGUAUAGCUUCACACACACACACACACACACACACACAGAGAGAGAGAGGGACAGAGAGAAAGAGAGAGAGAGACAGAGCAUAGAGCUUACUUGGAAAUGUCUUUUCGUCUAGAAGUUGCAAUUUCGAGAUGUCGAAAUUUUGAAAUCGGGUCAUUCUAUGUCUUUUGUUGUGUCGUUUUUCUCUUUUGCUACUGGUGGAAAUCCACAAAGCUGGAGAAUCCAUCUGGGUUGCCAGUUAUUGGUCGAAGAUGGUAUGAGAUAGGAUAUGGUAAAGCCAGUGAGCGAUUCCGGCAUGAUUGCUUAGGACUUGUUAGGUCCUGCUUGGAGAAGUACGGAGAUGCUUUCUAUCUCUAUACUGAUUCUAGAUAUCGCUUAAUUCUCUCUGGCAAGUAUGUUGAUAUGCUCCGCAAUGAAAAGCGCCUGGAUUUCAUUACAGCACUGGCGGAUAAACUUGUCAACGGCGUGCCUGGUUUUGAGCCGAUGGAGUCAAUGACAAGCAGUAAAAAGAUCAUACACGCCGUAACAAAGCAUUCGCUCAAUCGCAAUUUGGGAACAUUUAUUGAACCGCUUAAUGAAGAAUCUAACUAUGCACUUGAUCAAGUCUGGACGGAUGACCCUGAAUUCCACGAGGUUAUGUUGAAAGAUUCCGUCUGGAAGAUAUUUGGACGGAUCAUGUCUAGGACUUUCAUAAACGAUAGAGACUUUUAUCGAAAUCCAGAGUGGGUGAAUGCAAGUUCGGAGUACGUCGAACUAUCAGCAUUGGCGGGAUAUGAGCUUCGAGCGUUUCCAAAAUGGGCCAAGUGCUGGGUCGCACCUUUUCUCCCCAAUUGUCGGAAGCUUCAGUCCCUUUUCAAGCAUAUUAACAAACUCCUGGAGCCUUUAAAGGAAAAGCUAGAUCAGCAACCACCGGGUGUUGAUUCUAAAGAUCCGCUCAGUUUCCUAUAUCAAAAGACGGGAGGUCGGUUGGACGAGCUUGCGUCCAUGUUGAUUGCGCUCUGCUUAGUGUCAUAUGAUGGAGGAGGUGAAUUGUUCACUCACGUCCUUCACUCGGUUUUUACAAAUAGUCAACUGGUCAAUGACCUCCGUGCCGAGAUUGUGACUGUGAUUGGGAAAGAAGGGUUCAACAAGAAUACCUUACAAAAUCUAGUGCUCAUGGACAGCGUGUUGAAGGAGGUCCAACGUAUGCAUCCUGAGUCUGUUCUCAUGAUGCAACGAAUCGCUUUGGAGGAGGUCGUUCUACCCGAUGGACUCAUUAUACCCAAAGGGACUGCACUUUUUGUCUCCGCUUGCCACAUUAUUGAUGCAUCGGUCUGGCCUGAAGGUGAUAAAUUUGACGGUUACCGAUUCUUCAAUCUACGCCGGAAGGGGAAACCAUCUACAAGCCAAGUAUCAUAUAACUUUACGUCGACGUCUCCAGACCAUUUUAGCUUUGGUCACGGAUCCCAAGCAUGCCCUGGAAGGUUUUUUGCAUCGUAUAUGCAGAAAAUACUGCUGUGUAAUAUUCUGAUGAGAUAUGAUGUUUCGGUCACUAUUCCUGAUGAAGGCGCAUGGUUUCAACGUGGGCAGACUCAUGUGGCUCAUCCGGGCCUUAAAGCCCGUGUUCGGCGACGGAAAGAAGAGAUUGAGCUAUGAGGAAAAGUUCUAUAAUGGGAAAGAGCCAUGUACUCUAUCAAUUAGCACAACCCAAUGGGCUUUAUGCCAUUGCUUUUUAUCUUGGGAUCCGUCCAUAGGUCCGACCCCCUUUUUCAAACUGUUCUCUGUUUGAUCGGUUUUCAUAUCACAAAUUGACUGCCACGCCCUUUACUCCGUAGGAUUAGUCAAAAUCCCUGUGGCUUAUUGUGAC